GGCCUCGCCACUCCACUGCAGCAGCAGCAGCCCAGCGCCCGAACCGCCGCACACACGCAGCGCCAACCAACUAAACCGCCACCCAUCAACACCGGGGAAGCAAUGACGUCGCCGGCGAAGGCAAUGGUGGCGGCCGCGGCAAUGCUGCUGCUCCUGUCGACGGCGGCCGUGGCCCAGCACAACUACGGCGACGCGCUCCACAAGAGCAUCCUCUUCUUCGAGGGCCAGCGGUCCGGCCGCCUCCCGCCCGACCAGCGCGUCCGCUGGCGCCGCGACUCCGCGCUCAACGACGGCGCCACCGCUGGGGUGGACCUGACGGGCGGGUACUACGACGCGGGCGACAACGUCAAGUUCGGGUUCCCGAUGGCGUUCACGACGACGCUCAUGUCGUGGGGGCUCAUCGACUUCGGCAAGAACUUCGGGUCGCACGGCGGGGAGGCCCGGGCGGCGGUGCGGUGGGCGACGGACUACCUGAUGAAGGCGACGGCGACGCCCAACACGGUGUACGUGCAGGUGGGGGACGCCUUCCACGACCACUCGUGCUGGGAGCGGCCCGAGGACAUGGACACCCCGCGCACCGUCUACAAGGUGGACCCCCAGCACCCGGGCUCCGACGUCGCCGCCGAGACCGCCGCCGCCCUCGCCGCCGGCUCCAUCGUCUUCCGCGAGGCCGACCCGGCCUACUCCAAGCGCCUGCUCGACCGCGCCAUCUCCGUGUUUGAGUUCGCGGACAAGUACCGUGGGGCGUACAGCAGCAGCCUGUACUCGGCGGUGUGCCCCUGCUACUGCGACUACGACGGGUACCAGGACGAGCUGCUGUGGGGGGCGGCGUGGCUGCACAAGGCGUCGCGCCAGCGCGUGUACCGCGACUACAUCAAGAAGAACGAGGUGGCGCUCGGCGCCAGCGACUCCAUCAACGAGUUCGGCUGGGACAACAAGCACGCCGGCAUCAACAUCCUCAUCUCCAAGGAGGUGCUGAUGGGCAAGGACUCCUUCUUCAAGUCGUUCCAGGUGAACGCCGACAACUUCAUCUGUACCCUCCUCCCCGGCAUCUCCAAUCACCCCCAGAUCGAGUACUCCCCAGGUGGCCUUCUGUUCAAGGUGGGCAACAGCAACAUGCAGCACGUGACGUCGCUGUCGUUCCUGCUGCUCGCCUACGCCAACUACGCCAGCCACGCCAACGUGCGGGUGCCGUGCGGCGGCUCCUCCGCCUCGCCGGUCGUGCUCCGCCGCGUCGCCAAGCGCCAGGUGGACUACAUCCUUGGCGACAACCCGCUGCGCAUGUCGUACAUGGUGGGGUACGGGGAGCGGUUCCCGCGGCGGAUCCACCACCGCGGCAGCUCGCUGCCGUCGGUGUCGGCGCACCCGGCCCGGAUCGGAUGCAAGGCCGGCGCGGCCUACUACGGCAGCAGCGCGCCCAACCCGAACCUGCUCGUGGGCGCCGUGGUGGGCGGGCCCAGCAACACCAGCGACAACUUCCCAGACGCGCGGGCCGUCUUCCAGCAGUCCGAGCCCACCACCUACAUCAACGCCCCGCUGCUGGGCCUCCUCGCCUACUUCUCCGCCCACCCCAACCUGCCCCAGUCCGAUGGCACCGACUGAAGAAAUGUGGUUGAAGUGGCCUCUUUAGCUGUGGUGGGCCGAGGAAGGAAGGAAGCCUGGUUGGUGGUCCUUGUUUUGUAUGGGCUGCAGUGGGCUGAUUCGUCCUGUUGCUUUGCUGCCCCUGCAUUAUUAUUUCUACUACUACGUGUAACGGAUGCCGCUCCUUUCCUGUAAAAAAUGGCAGGAAAAGGAUCGGUCGUGCCAAGACAAGCAAUAUAUCUCCAUCUACUACUACUAUA
Molecule: messenger RNA, 1841 nt
Organism: Aegilops tauschii subsp. strangulata
Lineage: Eukaryota; Viridiplantae; Streptophyta; Magnoliopsida; Poales; Poaceae
Product: endoglucanase 17
Biological process (GO): carbohydrate metabolic process
Molecular function (GO): hydrolase activity, hydrolyzing O-glycosyl compounds
Source: RefSeq, a predicted model, not a curated record